GGUGAUGUGCAUGGCGUGGGGGCGGGGCCUGAGGCCGGGGGUGGUCCCGGGAGCGAUGGCGGCGGAGCGGGCGCUCGCCAUGGCCACCUGCACGGCCCCCGUGAACAUCGCCGUCAUCAAGUACUGGGGCAAGCGAGACACCGACCUCAUCCUGCCCAUCAACUCCUCUCUGAGUGUGACGCUGCACCAGGACCAGCUCAAGACCACGACCACGGCCGCUGCCAGCCGGGACUUCACGGAGGACCGGCUGUGGCUCAAUGGGGCAGAGGUGGAUGUGGGACACCCGCGGGUCCAGGCCUGUCUGCGCGAGGUGCGACGCCUGGCCCGGAAGCGCCGGGGGGGCUCCGAGGACACGGCCACGCUCAGCCUCCUCUCCUACAAGGUCCACGUCGCCUCUGAGAACAACUUCCCCACGGCCGCCGGGCUGGCCUCGUCUGCAGCCGGCUACGCCUGCCUAGUGUCAGCCCUGGCCCGGCUCUAUGGCGUGGAGGAUGAGCUGUCGGAGGUGGCCCGGCGGGGCUCGGGCAGCGCCUGCCGCAGCAUGUGGGGAGGCUUUGUGCAGUGGCAGCGGGGGGAACGGUCUGAUGGCACCGACAGCCUGGCCCACCAAGUGGCCCCCGAGACACACUGGCCAGAGCUCAGGGUCCUCGUCCUGGUGGUCAGUGGGAAGAAGAAGCCAGUGGCCAGCACGGCAGGGAUGCAGACCAGUGUGGAGACCAGCCCCUUGCUGAAGCACCGGGCAGAGGUGGUGGUCCCGGAACGCCUGGCCCAGAUGAUACGGCACAUCCGGGAGCGGGACUUCGAGGGCUUUGGCCAGCUGACCAUGCAGGAUAGCAACCAGUUCCACGCCACCUGCCUGGACACCUUCCCGCCCAUCUUCUACCUCAACGACCUCUCGCGCCACAUCAUCGCGCUGGCACAUCGCUACAACACCCACCACGGGCACACCAAGGUUGCCUACACCUUCGACGCCGGCCCCAACGCCGUGAUCUUCACGCUGGCUGACACCGUGGAUGAGUUCGUGGAGGUGGUGAGGUGCAGCUUCCCUCCUGCCACCAACGGGGACCAGUUUGUGCGGGGGCUGCCCGUGGGCUCGGCUGCGCUGCCACAGGAACUGAUGGCCGCUGUGGUCACCGAGCCAGUGCCAGGGGCUGUCCAGUACAUCCUGCACACCAAGCCUGGCCCUGGUCCCCAGCUCGUGGAUGAUCCCAGCCAGCACCUCCUGGGAGCAGAUGGGCUUCCCCGGCGCCACGCCUGAGCCCUGGUGACACCCCCAGGAACAACCCCGGGACAGACGGGACAUGCCAGGAAGGCUCUACCAGUGCCACCCAGGAGGCUCAGGACUCUGAGCCAGACCUGCUGUGCCCAGCUCUGGGGCAAGAUGUGACCCAGGGCUGGUUUUUACUCUUUUGUAAGGAAAUACAGGGUUCCUGGCUGUCA
Pseudopipra pipra is the source of this 1440-nucleotide messenger RNA. It is a transcript of the gene MVD, whose product is annotated as mevalonate diphosphate decarboxylase. Gene Ontology annotation, cellular component: cytosol. Bases 5 to 1258 code for a protein of 417 amino acids. NCBI's taxonomy places the organism in Eukaryota, Metazoa, Chordata, Aves, Passeriformes, Pipridae. The transcript is spliced from 10 exons. Gene Ontology annotation, molecular function: diphosphomevalonate decarboxylase activity; ATP binding. The record is from RefSeq and is a predicted model, not a curated record. Gene Ontology annotation, biological process: isopentenyl diphosphate biosynthetic process, mevalonate pathway; isoprenoid biosynthetic process.